Molecule: messenger RNA, 2758 nt
Organism: Bursaphelenchus xylophilus (pine wood nematode)
Lineage: Eukaryota; Metazoa; Nematoda; Chromadorea; Rhabditida; Aphelenchoididae
Source: the annotation of a GenBank genome assembly
AUGUGCUCGCGAGAAAAGAAACGUGAUCUACUAAUAUCUUUGCAGAAGAGGGAGUGCACUCUCCCAAUAACCUUAUACAAUUUUUGCGACCUCUUUUUUCAGGUCGGGUCGAUAAUCCAGGUGUAAUAUAACAAAAACGGGUCCCACACGAGAUGAACGCUCUUUUUCAGCAGUAUCAGCCCUUCUUCGAUUAUACUGUGCAGUGCUUGAACCAAGCGAUCAUGAUCCCCAAGGUUGAAGAGACUGCGGAGAAGGAGCUGUUGGCCGUUUCCUUCAACCAGGAUUGCUCCGCGCUGGCCGUUGGGCAUGACGAUGGGUACGCGUUGUACUUGCUCCGAUCAAUAGAGAGUCUGGAGAAGGUGCAUGAAAGCAGCAGUGAGUGGUUUUGACAUUUUUCUUUUGUUUUUAGAGGAGUUUCUAUGUUAGGCUCGGUAGCUGUCUUGUAUAAUAUAAAAAUCGUCUUUGUCAUGCGCUUGAACCCAAUCGAUUUUUGUCCCAAGAGCUUCCGUUGAUCUCUGGCCAUCUCCUGAACUUUUUUCCGUCAGCUCUCUAGUCAAAUUAACUCACUUUUAAAUAAAAUAAUCUGAGCUGCCUACUGCAACACAAUUUUGUUCUCGUUUCAGCACCAAAACGAACAUGCGUUAUCGAGCGACUCUUCAGCUCCUCUUUGAUCACAUUUGUCUCCAUGGAACACACAAGAAAGCUCAGUGUAUAUCAUUAUCAAAAAGACAACGAGAUUUGCAAUCACAACUACAGUUCCGCGAUCCUUUCCGUCAGACUGAACAGAAAACGGGUUGUCGUCUGUUUGGAAGAGAGUAUUCAUGUCCAUAAUAUCCGAGAUAUGAGGGUAAGUUGAUACGGAUUUUAUUUGGCGUUUAGAGAUGUCUUUGACGGCCAAUUUGGAUUUAUAUUAUGGUAGACAUAUCAAUUGGGAAAUUGUCGAAAUCGAUACAUUAGUGAUACGUCAUUAUAGCUUCUCCAUGUGAUCCGUGACACUCCGUCCAACCCGCUGGGUCUGGUUGACCUCAGUCCGAACGAAGAGAGCUGUUAUCUCGCGUAUCCUGGAUCAGCCACAACCGGACAUGUUCAAAUCUUCGAUGCGGAAACGCUGACCGCAACUUGCGGAUUCGCCGCUCAUGAUGGACCUUUGGCAGCGAUAAAAUUCAGUCCAGACUCGACGAAGAUUGCGACCGCGUCGGAGAAAGGAACUGUGAUUCGGGUUUUUGAAGUGCCCACUGGAACUCGACUUUUUGAGUUCACAAGGGGAAUGAAAAGAUGUGUCAUAAUUCAUUCUUUGGCCUUCAAUGCGGAUUCAACUUUGUUGGCUAGCUCGUCGAAUACAGAGACUAUCCAUGUGUUCUCUUUGAUCAGGCCAGAGACCAAUCAGGAUACUCAGAGGUGAGUUUUGGGGAUUGUUGUAGAUGAAGAGGUAUUGGUUUCGUCAAGUGGAAUUUGAUUGUUUCAACAUGGUGAAGUUGGUUGAAAUAGACAGUAGAAGGACUCUUUUUGCUAUUUCUGGAGCUUUCCGCUGUUAAAUUUUGGCGAUAAAAAAUUUAUGACGAGUUUUUAACAUUAGCUACCUAGUACAAUAUAAUUUUUUUGGAAUAGAGUACUUAUUUAUUUUUUUACAAAGAAAUAUCCCUUAUUUUCAGAUCCGAGGAGACUCAAGACAACCUGACGGCCUGGGUCAGCUAUUUUUCGCAACAAGCCACCGCCUAUCUCCCCUCUCACAUGAAUGAACUUAUGCUCCGUGAGAAGUCGAUCUGCACUGCUCGCCUCCCAAUGGCUGGAACCAAAACUGUUGUGGGACUUCCCAAAAUCAACGGCACCACCUAUCUCGUCGUCGCCACUGCUGAUGGCUAUCUUUUCUACUACACCAUCGAAUCGGAUGACAAGGAAUGCAGCUUGAUCCGACAAUUCCGAAUUGGCCCUGCGGCUGGUGAUGAGCCGAGUGGAAGCAUAGUUCCAAUCAGCUCGACUACCAUCGGAAAGAAGGUGGAAAGCGGUGAAAAGAAAGAAGUAAGUGGUUGAAAAUUUUGUUUUGAACUUUUAGGCAUCCCACUCGCCGAAUGAAAGAGAAUCGACUAGUCCACCAAGCAGAAAGCCAAAGAGCUUGAAUAAGUCAAGCACUCCGUCCUCGGCGAGCUCUAGCCCUCCGGAUCAGAGGGAUUCCAGCUCUCCGGAUGUCAGAAGCAGUAAGCUUUUCGUAGUUGUGCUGAUAUAGCAGGGGGUAGAAAAUUUUUGUCUAGUAUAACUUCUGAGGCGGUUGGAUUCACUUCAAAUUUGGCAUAGGUUCUUUUGAAAGGAUUGAGAAUAGUAUAUUAGAAUGGCGGAGUGAAAUUGUCACUGACCGCUGAGGUUUGGCAUAUUGUAGUAGAAUCAGAGACCUGGUUUUGAAAACUUUGUAGCUUGGCGGCUCUUUUUGAAUUCGAAAUUUUUACAGAGCCCUUGGCAAUCAGUAUUAUUUUUCCAAACCAAGUUUCUUCAAAAUACGCCGGCUAGAUUUUGCGUUAUCACCAUAUUACACUUGACAUUAACCUUUGAUCUUUUAGAAACCGAAAAAGUUCGGCCAACAGCCCUAAAGGGCCACGAUUCGGAUCUCUCCGACUCAUCCUCAUUCUCCGCCCAUCAUCGACAAACCUACAGCGAUGAAAGCGGCUCCGAAGCCGGCCCCGAUCAUUCAGGAAUCGAAUCCCCGCACGACCUCAACGACAUGGAUGAAUUUCCACCAUUAAAAGCGAAUUUUGCCUCGGAUUAA